This is a messenger RNA of Hypoxylon trugodes, 1173 nucleotides long. RefSeq lists its product as uncharacterized. The transcript has a single exon. NCBI's taxonomy places the organism in Eukaryota, Fungi, Ascomycota, Sordariomycetes, Xylariales, Hypoxylaceae. The record is from RefSeq and is a predicted model, not a curated record. The coding region runs from base 404 to 1105 and encodes 233 amino acids.
CACGGGAUCAUCCCCUGAACUCAAAAGGACGAUAGUCUCAGAUGAUCAAAUCUAAUUCCUUAGAGAUAUGCCUUUUCUAACUCUCUAGCUCAGGGGCCACUGACUUCAUAUUAAUCAAAGGCAGGAUAUUUGAGUUUGUGCCUGUUCCAAGAGAGCAACUACUCCUCUGAUAGAAAACUCAAAGUCGUUCGAGCAGGGUCAAGGUACUCUCUAGGAAUAGGUAUAAAUACCGGACUUCUCCCCCUUCGAUUCACACAUCUGCUACACCAUCCAACACAAGAAAUCUACAAAUCGUACGCUAUAUCUUCCAACAGAAGCCCUAUAUCAAGCAGCUCUUCAAAAACAUUGUCAUCUACUCUACCUCCACUUCCAUCAUCAUCAUUCUUCAACCCAAGAGGUCAAUAUGCAUCCAUUCUACUUCAGCCUAUUUGAGCGAGACGAAACCAGUGAUUCAGAAAUACCGAUGAUUCCUUCGAACCAGACACUGCCACAACGAUACGAAGCUCGUCAACCUGUUCCCCCAUACGAGAGACACCAGAUGCAGUCCACGGAUAGCGCUACCGUCAUAGCCGAUCUAGGAGAACAACUUCAGAAAGAGAAGGACAACGUCCGAAGACUCGAAGAUGCCCUGAACUCUAGCUCUCACGCGGCCGAGAACAUUGUAGUGGUACUGCUUCGAAAGAUAGCUCGCCUUCGAGUGGCCUUGGAAGAAAGCGAGGUCCGAAGGGAACAUGAGGCUACGAAACAGAAGCAAGCUUGCGAAGCCGCACAGGCUCUAUUCGACGUGCUAUGCGAAAUGAAGUCAGAUCUGAGGUGUGAUGUCGAGUCCCAUCAUGAAAUUGCAGUCGCUCUUGAAGUCAGUGAGAACGCAACGGCAAAUGCUAUCCAAAAGGAAAAGGUGCGAGCUCAGGAGGUCGUGGCUCUAGAGGAAGAGCUUAGAGUAGCAAAGACCAGGAUCUCUGACGAACUCAAUCUCUCACGCGUAGUCUCCCAACAGGUCGAGGGGAUGCAGCAUAUACUAGAGAUACAACACAACGAGGUCAAGGAUCAGAAAGAUACGAUCGCAGAUCUACGCCGUCGUAUCAAGGUCCUCGAAAAUGGUUGAAGCGCAUCUCCUCGGGGCCGACAAAGAAACGACGUCGUGACAUGAGCAACUGGAUAGUAUGAGCAACC